This is a messenger RNA of Dipodomys spectabilis (banner-tailed kangaroo rat), 693 nucleotides long. Its product is annotated as formin-binding protein 1-like. The transcript has 3 exons. Bases 1 to 693 code for a protein of 230 amino acids. Lineage: Eukaryota; Metazoa; Chordata; Mammalia; Rodentia; Heteromyidae. The record is from RefSeq and is a predicted model, not a curated record.
AUGGACUACGAGGAUGGAGAUCCACGCAACCAGGCCGAAGACACCCAUGGGUUCCCAUCCCAGAGCUGGGGCACCGAGCUCUGGGAUCAGUUUGACAACCUAGAAAAACACACGCAGUGGGGAAUUGAUAUUCUUGAAAAAUACAUCAAAUUUGUAAAGGAAAGGACUGAGAUUGAACUCAGCUAUGCAAAGCAACUCAGGAAUCUUUCGAAGAAAUACCAACCGAAAAAGAACUCAAAGGAGGAGGAAGAAUACAAGUACACGGCAUGCAAGGCCUUCCUUUCCACCCUGAACGAGAUGAGCGACUAUGCUGGGCAACACGAGGUCAUCUCUGAGAACAUGACAUCCCAGAUCACUGUGGACCUGGCCCGCUAUGUCCAGGAGCUGAAGCAGGAGAGGAAAUCGAACUUUCACGAUGGGAGGAAGGCACAGCAGCACAUUGAGACCUGCUGGAAGCAACUUGAAUCAAGUAAGAGGCGGUUUGAGCGGGACUGUAAGGAGGCGGACCGGGCACAGCAGUACUUUGAGAAGAUGGACGCUGACAUCAAUGUGACAAAGGCAGAUGUUGAGAAAACACGGAACCCCACCUCCAACAAGGCCUGCCACUGGAUCACUCACUUCUAUACCCUUGUCCACCCUUCUCAUCCUUUAUCCUCCCACAAGCCCCACCCCACAUCUUCCAUCUUCCCAUAA